This is a messenger RNA of Lepus europaeus (European hare), 1300 nucleotides long. RefSeq lists its product as uncharacterized. NCBI's taxonomy places the organism in Eukaryota, Metazoa, Chordata, Mammalia, Lagomorpha, Leporidae. The coding region runs from base 421 to 1194 and encodes 257 amino acids. The transcript has 12 exons. The record is from RefSeq and is a predicted model, not a curated record.
GGGGCGGAGCCAAUCCGCUGCGCGUGCGCCCUGGGCCCCGCUCCUGGGCGUUCCCACUACAAUCCCCAGGAUGCGUCGGGGCCGGCCAACCCUUCCGAAACAGACCAAUCGGCAUCGGCGCAGCGGGUCGCCUCAUUUAAAUGCUUGGCGGGUAUCCGGGCCUGCUCGUCGCUGGCCGCUCGGGCUGAGGGACUUCCUCAGCUGCGUCCGUGGACCCAGGGCACGGCGGCGACCUGUCUCGUUCUGGCCGGCGGGCGAAGCGCAGAUGGCUGUCCCUGAGGAGGAAGCUUCUCUGGCAAGAGCCAGCGAUGUCAUUAGCCUCUUGGGUGUCCUCGCAGAGUAACUUAUGCUCGAGCAAGCCAGGCUGUCUACGAUUUCGGCUGCCUCCCCGUUUCCUGGUUUGACCUCCUCACACUCAGCAUGUGCCCCAUGAUGAUUUUGCUGCUGCAUUCUUUGGUCUCACUGGACCGCCCCAGGUACUGCCGGCUCUUCUUCUCAGGCUGCCCAUAUAGCAUGUCGGUGAAGAACUCGGGCUCAUCUUUGGCCGUCGAUUUGGGGGUCAUUAAGCCACACAUAGUCCUCAGCCUGCGACACAGACUCGUUUCACCGGUGCAAACCAGCGAGGAAACUGGAAAUCAGAGGGGCUGUGAGAUAGAGACAGAGAGAAAGCUCUGCCUUCCUUUGGUUCAUGGAAGCACCAUCCUCCACUGCCUCCUCAGUCCACUGCAGAGAGCUGGACCAGAAGAGGUGCAACUGGGACCAGAACCCGGCGCCUAUAUGGGAUGCCAGCGCCGCAGGCGGAGGAUUAACCAAGCCUGGAAGGAUGCCGGGCUGCCGCUCUCCACCCCAAGCAACGAAGCCUGCAAGCUGUUCCGUGCUGACACAGCCAUGGGCCACAACAUCUCUGCCAGCCUCAGGCUGAUUGGCACCGGAAGCUCCAGGCAGCUGGACAAAGAGCUGGACCUGGCCGUGAAGACCAUGGUGGACGUGUCGAAAGCGCAGGCCCUGACCCAGCGGGAGCAGCUGCACGUGUCUGCCGUGGAGACAUUUGCCAAUGGCUAUGUGAAAGGCAUCUAUUCUUCUGGACUGAUGGAAACCAACAUCAACGAUCAGGCAGAAAAGCUUGCCAAAGAGGCUCUAUCACCCCGACGGAUGCGUGGUCAGUGCACACCAUGGCCCACAUCCACGAGAUGAGAGCAGAGGUGCAGCAGGGUCUGGAGUUCAUGCAGCACUCAGAGGCGCACUGGAAGGAGUGUCCGUGGGCCGGCGCUGGCAGGAUGUCCUGCCUGUAACGAAGAAG